UUCUUUGGUGAUUUGUGUCACUGGUUUCUCUACAGAUGCUGUGUAAAUUAAAUUGUUAAUGGGGUCCAAUAUCGGAAUGCUAAAUGUGUUAAUAUUCUGACGUACACCCAAACCACCCUCCUCCUCCUCUUCUCUGCGGGGACUAGUUAAGUUGGAGGCCUGCAAGCUCCUCUGAUUUAAUUCUGAGCUAUGAUCUUUUCCUCUCUGUACAGCUCCCAUCCUGAACUCUCUCCUCCCAGCAAACCUGGGAAUCUUCUAAACACGUCUCCAUGCUACACUGGGCUUCCAGGCCCGAGGCUGCCUUUGGGGACUCAUCUUUUGCCUUGUCACUGUCUCAGAGGGCCGAACACAGACAGGACAUUCUUCUCCAGCCUUCUUCCUGUCCUGGCUUUGAGUCUUCCCAGUGGAAAAUUCCAGCCAUAUCAGCUGGCGAUGCACCCCUGCUUCUUGUUGAACCGCGGUCUGAUGGAAUCGCUUCUAGAGUGGUGGCUGAGUCCUACCGUGGCAGUCUUGGCUGAAGAGGAAAUAAAAACAGAACAGGAGGUGGUAGAGGGCAUGGAUAUCUCUACUCGCUCCAAAGAUCCUGGUUCCGCAGACAGAGCAGCCCAGAAAAGGAAGUUCCCCAGCCCGCCACAUUCUUCCAAUGGCCACUCGCCACAGGACACCUCCACAAGCCCCAUUAAAAAGAAAAAGAAGCCGGGCUUACUGAGCAGUAACAGCAAGGAGCAGUCAGAACUAAGACAUGGUCCGUUUUACUAUAUGAAGCAGCCACUCACCACAGACCCUGUUGAUGUUGUACCGCAGGAUGGACGGAAUGAUUUCUACUGCUGGGUUUGUCACCGGGAAGGCCAAGUCCUUUGCUGUGAGCUCUGUCCCCGGGUUUAUCACGCUAAGUGUCUGAGACUGACAUCGGAACCAGAGGGGGACUGGUUUUGUCCUGAAUGUGAGAAGAUUACAGUAGCAGAGUGCAUCGAGACCCAGAGCAAAGCCAUGACAAUGCUCACCAUUGAACAGCUGUCCUACCUGCUCAAGUUUGCCAUUCAGAAAAUGAAACAGCCCGGGACAGAUGCAUUCCAGAAACCCGUUCCGUUGGAACAGCAUCCCGACUACGCGGAAUAUAUUUUCCAUCCCAUGGACCUUUGUACAUUGGAAAAGAACGCUAAAAAGAAAAUGUAUGGCUGCACGGAGGCCUUCCUGGCUGACGCCAAGUGGAUCUUGCACAACUGCAUCAUUUAUAACGGGGGAAAUCACAAAUUGACGCAAAUAGCAAAAGUAGUCAUCAAAAUCUGUGAGCACGAGAUGAAUGAAAUUGAAGUAUGUCCGGAAUGUUAUCUAGCUGCUUGCCAAAAACGAGAUAACUGGUUUUGUGAGCCUUGUAGCAAUCCACAUCCUUUGGUCUGGGCAAAACUGAAGGGGUUUCCAUUUUGGCCUGCAAAAGCCCUGAGGGAUAAAGACGGGCAGGUCGAUGCCCGUUUCUUUGGACAACACGACAGGGCCUGGGUUCCAAUAAAUAAUUGCUACCUCAUGUCUAAAGAAAUUCCCUUUUCUGUGAAAAAGACUAAAAGCAUCUUCAACAGCGCCAUGCAAGAGAUGGAGGUGUACGUGGAGAACAUCCGCAGGAAGUUCGGGGUCUUUAAUUACUCUCCAUUCAGGACACCGUACACGCCCAACAGCCAGUACCAGAUGCUGCUCGAUCCCACCAACCCCAGCGCAGGCACCGCCAAGAUAGACAAGCAGGAAAAGGUCAAGCUCAACUUCGACAUGACGGCGUCGCCCAAGAUCCUGAUGAGCAAGCCCAUGCUGAGCGGGGGCACAGGCCGCAGGAUCUCCUUGUCGGACAUGCCACGCUCCCCCAUGAGCACCAACUCCUCCGUGCACACGGGCUCCGACGUGGAGCAGGACCCUGAGAAGAAGACCACCUCCAGCCACUUCAGUGCCAGUGAGGAGUCCAUGGACUUCCUUGAUAAGAGCACAGCUUCACCAGCCUCCACGAAGACGGGACAAGCAGGGAGUCUGUCCGGCAGCCCGAAGCCCUUCUCCCCGCAAGCGUCUGCGCCCAUCAUGACGAAAACGGAGAAAACAUCCACCACCGGAAGCAUCCUGAACCUUAACCUGGAUCGGAGCAAAGCGGAGAUGGACCUGAAGGAGCUGAGCGAGUCCGUCCAGCAGCAGUCCACCCCGGUCCCUCUCAUCUCCCCCAAGCGGCAGAUCCGCAGCAGGUUCCAGCUGAAUCUCGACAAGACCAUAGAGAGCUGCAAAGCACAGUUAGGCAUAAAUGAGAUCUCGGAAGAUGUGUAUACGGCCGUGGAGCACAGCGAUUCGGAGGAUUCUGAGAAAUCAGAUAGUAGUGACAGUGAGUAUAUAAGUGACGAUGAGCAGAAGUCUAAGAAUGAGCCAGAAGACGCAGAGGACAAAGAGGGCAGCGGAAUGGACAAAGAGCCACCUGCUGCCAAAAAGAAGCCCAAGCCCACUAACCCCGUGGAGGUCAAAGAGGAGCUGAAAAGUUCGUCUCCAGUCAGCGAGAAGGCAGACCCAGGGGCCGCCAAGGCCAAGGCCAGCCCAGAGCCCGAGAAGGACUCUGUGGAGAGAGCCAAGCCGUCACCUCAUCCCACAAAGGACAAACUGAAGGGAAAAGAUGAGACGGAUUCCCCAACGGUGCACUUGGGCCUGGACUCUGAUUCGGAGAGUGAACUUGUCAUAGACUUGGGAGAAGACCAUUCUGGGCGGGAGGGUCGGAAAAACAAGAAGGAAUCCAAAGAGCCACCUCCCAAGCAGGACGUUGGAGGUAAAGCGCCGCCGUCCGCGACGUCGGGCAGCCAGUCUCCCCCCGAAACACCGGUGCUCACCCGCUCUUCCUCCCAAACUCCCGUGGCUGGGGUCCCGGCCACCACCAGCACGACGUCCACCGUCUCGGUCACCGCGCCCGCCGCCGCCGCCGUCACAGGAAGCCCGGUGAAAAAGCAGAGGCCACUCUUGCCGAAGGAGACUGCCCCGGCCGUGCAGCGGGUCGUGUGGAACUCGUCAAGUAAGUUUCAAACGUCCUCCCAAAAGUGGCACAUGCAGAAGAUGCAGCGCCAGCAGCAGCAGCAGCAGCAGCAGCAGCAGCAGCAGCCUCAGUCUUCCCAGGGGACGCGCUAUCAGACCAGGCAGGCCGUGAAAGCUGUGCAGCAGAAGGAGGUCACCCAGAGCCCGUCCACGUCCACCAUCACCCUGGUGACCAGCACACAGCCAUCGCCCCUGGUUGCAUCUUCCGUCAACGCCGACCUGCCCAUCGCCACAGCCUCGGCCGAUGUCGCCGCGGACAUCGCCAAGUACACGAGCAAAAUGAUGGACGCGAUCAAAGGAACGAUGACGGAGAUAUACAACGAUCUUUCCAGAAACACUACCGGAAGCACGAUCGCUGAGAUCCGCCGGCUGAGGAUCGAGAUUGAGAAGCUGCAGUGGCUGCACCAGCAGGAGCUCUCGGAGAUGAAGCACAACCUGGAGCUGACCAUGGCUGAGAUGCGGCAGAGCCUGGAGCAGGAGCGGGACCGGCUCAUCGCCGAGGUGAAGAAGCAGCUGGAGUUGGAGAAGCAGCAGGCGGUGGACGAGACCAAGAAGAAGCAGUGGUGCGCCAACUGUAAGAAGGAGGCCAUCUUCUACUGCUGCUGGAACACCAGCUACUGCGACUACCCCUGCCAGCAGGCCCACUGGCCCGAGCACAUGAAGUCCUGCACCCAGUCAGCCACCGCCCCUCAGCAGGAAGCGGACACCGAGGUGAACACGGAAACUCUGAAUAAGUCCUCCCAGGGAAGCUCCUCCGGCACGCAGCCCGCUGCCUCGGACACGACCAGCACCUCCAAAGAGAAGGAGACGCCGGCUGAGAAGAGCAAGGACGGUGGCUCGACCCUCGACCUUUCUGGCUCCAGAGAGACGCCCUCCUCCAUUCUCUUAGGCUCCAACCAAGGCUCUGUUAGCAAAAGGUGUGACAAGCAGCCCGCCUCUGCCCCAACCACAGACCACCAGCCGCACCCCAACUACCCCGCCCAGAAGUACCAUCCCCGGAGCAGUAAGUCCAGUUGCUGGAGCGGCAGCGAAGAGAAGCGAGGGUCGGCCCGCUCCGAGCACAGCGCCAGCACCAAGAGCCUCGUCCCGAAAGAGUCUCGGCUUGACACCUUCUGGGACUAGGGGCAAGCUGUGACCCAGGCCACCCACGGGGGAGACGACUCGGAUACCAGGCGGGAGAGCAGCCACCUUCAGACUUGCGCGUGGCGAACACUCAGACUUGGCCCCGCCGCCGGGGCCGAGGGCAGCCGACACUACAGGCGUCCCGAGCCGGUGGCCCGGGCACUGCUGGACGACAGGAGCCUGAUGUUUAGGUGUAGAUAAUGUACAGUUGUGGAUGUCACUGAAUCUAGAGUACCUUCCCUUUUUAUAUUUGUAUCGACUUUAACUUAUAAAAAAAGAAAAACAAGUUUAAAAAAAAAAAAAAAAAAAACACCCAACAACAAAAGGAAUGUUUGGCUGUUGAGGCGGGAAGGUCAGCCGGCCCCGGGCACCGCGGUCCUGGGGCUGGGCCUGGGGAUCGCCGUGCACAGGUCCUCAUCCUUGGCACCCAGGGAAGCGAGCCGUUGUCCUGCGUCUGUCCACAGCACGUUGGUCAGGAUUGGAUGGGCACAGCGUGCCAGGCCAUCGGUCCCUUGCAGAUACUACGUCACUGUGUUCCAACGUGAGCUCUCCAGACCGGGACACGUGCAGGGGUGUGUUUACCUCGUGUGAUUUCAGUGAUGGCUCCUAAAAGGGAAAAACAACAUCCUUGUUUACAGAAGAUGCUCAGGGGCAAGCAGGCCCCGCCCAGCUCCUCACCGAGCCAAGAACGCAGAAGUGCCAGGGUCAGAAACGGCGACAGAGAGUCUUGUCUUUGCUUUGUGGUUCCUUUAAUCUCUCUCUCUCUCUCUCUCUCUCUCUCUCUCUCUCACACACACACACACACACACGUCAGAGAUGCUGUACUUCCCAGAAGCAGGAACUCAAAGGCAAGAGGCGCACAGAGGACCCGUGAGCCCAAUGAAGCAUGUAUGUAUUAUUUAUAUAAUGGAGCUCUAUGUUUUUAUGUGAGCAUGAAACAGUGGCGGUAUGAGAGAAAGCAAGACCCGUCAUGCUGUCUGUUACACUACGUAAGCUGUAGUACCAUUUUGUAUGUUGUGUAAAACAAAAAGCAUUGAUCAAAGCAAAAGGUGAUGUAUGUAUAUGAGAAUAUUAAUUGUACGAUAUCAUUCCAGAACAUGCUGUUGUACAUUUUAGUCUCGUUUACUUUCUCUUCAUUGUUGAUAAGAGGAUGCAAACUGUACAGUUUCCAGCUAGUUACCCAUAUUAGAGAAGAAAUAAGAAGAGAUACUAGAAGAAAACAGGAGAGAAAGAACACUUGUGAAUUGCAGUUGUCAAAAAAAAAAAAAUAGCCUAGCUGGCCUUAUUUGUGAAGCAUAAUUGCUUUUAGCAUAUGGAAGUAUUUUUUCACAUUUUCUUUGUAUAAAAUUUGUAUUAAACUUAAAUAUCUUUUUGA
Molecule: messenger RNA, 5542 nt
Organism: Sciurus carolinensis (gray squirrel)
Lineage: Eukaryota; Metazoa; Chordata; Mammalia; Rodentia; Sciuridae
Gene: Zmynd8
Product: zinc finger MYND-type containing 8
Exons: 23
Coding region: 190-4167 (1325 amino acids)
Biological process (GO): regulation of DNA-templated transcription
Molecular function (GO): protein binding
Source: RefSeq, a predicted model, not a curated record